This is a messenger RNA of Acipenser ruthenus (sterlet), 1436 nucleotides long. RefSeq lists its product as uncharacterized. The transcript has 5 exons. The coding region runs from base 47 to 919 and encodes 290 amino acids. The record is from RefSeq and is a predicted model, not a curated record. NCBI's taxonomy places the organism in Eukaryota, Metazoa, Chordata, Actinopteri, Acipenseriformes, Acipenseridae.
GAGAGCUCUGCUCUGCCACCACACCACCAUCCCAGUGCAUAGGAGCAUGGUGCGCUACACAAGAAGGACUUGGUGUGGUUCCUGGCAGCCGGUGGAUAUUGUACCGGAGGAGGAAGCUGAGAGACUGCGUGGUUUGGAGCUGCGGGAGAACCUGGUGCGGGGGAUGGGGGUAGCAGAGCUGCUCUACUUCCUUCUGGGGAACAGAGUCCAGGGGCAGGACAAACACCCCUGGCUGGCGACUGCUCUCCAGCAAUACCAUCACCAAUGCAUUGACAAAGACAAGGAGUCCCCGCAGUGUUCAGGAUUCUCUUCUCUCUUCAGAGUGCGAGCCCUCAGCCCCCUCUCCAGGAGCCCCGCCCACACCCAUGUCCAGCUCCACCCCCUGGCCAAUAUACCUCGCUCCCGCCUCGACACAUCCAGACAAGGCCCCCUCAUGCUGUGUGCCCUGGGCAGGCCUGGCCGGCAGGGAGUGCGGAGACCCAUCCCCUGGACCAAAGGGAGGGACCCGAGCCUCCUGCGCAUAGGCUUGAGAGGAGUGGGACUCCCUAUGCAACUGGAGAAAGCCAGCCGAAACGAGAGCCAGCGGGCUGGCUCUGUUGGAAAGGGGCUCAAUCACAGCCCUCCCAGUUUCUCCAGUUCCCAGGCCAAUUUCUCUGGUGCCUUGCCCAGAUUCCCUGGCUUCUGCUGUAAUGGCGUCUAUGGUCCUGCAGGGGGCAGCCUCGCUGCCAUGAAGCCGGGCCCUCGCUUCAAGAUCUUCCAGCGCUCUGCCAGUCUGGGAUCACUACAGCCUGAGCUGGCAAGGGCCACUUUCGGUGUGUGUCCAAACCCCAUUGAGGCUCAGCUAAGCAGGGAGCAGGGUGGCUGGUUCAGGAUGAAGCCCCAGCAGGAGAGAGGGAGCAGCUGUGGAAGAGGCUGCUGAAGACAGCCAGCUCUCCUUUAGAGCACUUUCUGUAAAGCUAUGAAGAGUAUUAUUACCACACAUUUGUUUUUUAAGUGAUGUUAAAAUAAAGACUAUUUAUAAAGCGUUAUAGUAAUGAUGUUAUUACAGUUGCAUUGUAAUAGCAGGCUUACUGAUUUUGACGUGCUGCUUUUGAUAUUAACCAUUACAUAAAAUCUGCUUCGAUUAGUAAGAGAGAGUUGUUGACUAUAUUGACUAUACUGACCAGACUCUGCUCACAUCACAGUAGGAUACACCACGCUGCCUCAAAUCCACGCUGCCUCAAAUCAGUCUUGAUUAAGCACCACGGAGAGUGCACUGCCUCUGCUUUUUUGUUGACAGUAUUUUUCUUAACCGCCAAUAUAAUCAAACGAAAUUCUCCCUCUUAAGAGAGAUGAAAUAACUUAUUUUUCCACAAACUGAUUUUCUUUUUAGUUUAUACCACUAUUGUUGUUUUGCAUUCAGAAAUAUUUCAAAUAUUUUUCCACAACAAAUGACA